This is a messenger RNA of Elaeis guineensis (African oil palm), 2379 nucleotides long. RefSeq lists its product as uncharacterized. NCBI's taxonomy places the organism in Eukaryota, Viridiplantae, Streptophyta, Magnoliopsida, Arecales, Arecaceae. The record is from RefSeq and is a predicted model, not a curated record.
AGUGAAAGAUUGGGGGCGGCAGCGUGAAGAGACGGGGGUAAAACCGCAGGUCACUUCCGUCUCCCAUUCCUUCCGCCGACCCGCCAACGACCGAACCCUCUCUUCUGCCGAUGACGGAGGAUUCCGAGGAUCAGAAAAUGACAGCGUUGAAGAGGGCAUACGCAGACAUGAUCUUGAACAUGGCGAAGGAAUCGGCGUCUCGUAUUCUUGAAUCGGAGCGCGGGGCCAUCCGGUUCCAGCACAGCCUGUCCCUCACCAAGGAGGAGGCUUUAGCGAUGCUUCUCCGUCUCAAGAGCAUCAUGGACUCAGAGAUUAAAGAAGCAGAGAAGGCAAACUUAGGUCAGGUAAGAAAGAUUCAGGAGCUUGAAGGUCGGCUCAACAAAGCAAAGGAUACAAUAGAUUAUCUUAGAUCUGAAUUAAAAAUAGUGAAAACUGAGUUGGAAAAUAAAAAGCACACCCAAGCUAAGCUUUUGGAUGAACAAAGUGCGGAUGGUGAUGCCACUUAUGACAAUGACUACUGCCAAGAAUGCAAAUCUACUUCUCAUUCACUGCUGUGUUCUAAGAGUGGAUCUACAAAUGUUCCAACAUCUGGCACUAACUGCACUGCUUUAAAGGAUCGCACUGCAUCAAAAAAGUCUGCUGGCAGCCAUGAUUUAGCAUCCUUUGUACCAAGCAGCAAAGAACCAGAGCUUUAUAGAAAUGGUUGCACCCAAAGGAUCCGUGCAUUUGAACAAAAUCUUUUGACUGGGAGAGGGCAGCCUGGGCAAAGUGUUGACUGGUUGUCAAUCUUAAAGAACAAAGCAACUAUAUGUGACAAAAGAAAUGCUGAAAGACCUAAAAAUGUAGAUCUUGCCCUGGCAGCUAAAACAGUAAAUCAGGCGGGGAACUCCUUUGAGUCUAAAGAAGUGACCCGGCAAGCUAGCAGCUCUGUAAAUUGCCAAGCUUUAGAGUUCUGCAAGCUUUCUUCAAUAAAACAAAGAACUAGAUGGAAACUAGCAGCAAAGUGUAGAAGCCGUGAUACUGAUCAUGAAAAGGAAGAUUAUGAACCAUGCGAUGUUGAUUAUUUGAGGACUCUUUCUUCGAUAAAACAAAGAGCAAGAGGUAAGCUUGUUAAGAAGUCUACCGGCUGCAGUACUUCGUACGGCAAGUCAGGUCAUGGAUCAUCUGAUAUUGAUUGUUCUAACAUUGCUGGGAAAAAUAACCUGACUAAAUCUUGUGAAACUUUGCAUGGGGCAGUCAGUGAGGCACCUCAGAAAACUCAGAGUUCUCGUAUGGCUCAUCUAUCUACUGGAAAUAGUAAAACUUCAAAAGAUAGUGAAAGUAACUUGAGCAGAUUAUUAAAUAAUGAGAAGCCUGAGCUUUUGAAUGGCAAUAGUAUAAUAACGACCAGGAGAACUGUAACAAGACAUAAUUGGCAUUCUGUGAACCAAAUUUGUAGGAGCCUGCAGUCUAGAACUGGACAUACUGGUCAAGAAAAUAGUGUCAGGGAGCCUCCUUUGUUGAGCACAACUAACACUAAUGAUGAUGAUACUAAUGGCUCCUUGCCGAUGAAUUGUUCAAAGUUAACAACAUCAGAUCAUAGAGUAGCAGUGGAUUUGGAUGUUUCUAUGCAUGAGAAAAAAGUGACCCAUGGAACAGGCAAUGCUCUAUUCGAAAAUCCUGAUUUGAAGGAUGAGAAAACUUGCAGGUCGAGUGGACCUGCUGAAGCUGGAAGUUAUAGAAUUCUCAAGACAUUUCAGAGGAAGCGGAAGAGAGAAUCUCCAGUUAGCAACAAUGAAACUGUUUCUAUAGAAAAAAGGAGUGCAUCAAAAAUGAUGGGAGAUAAACAAAUAGCCUCGCUGGAGCCUCAGAAACCUAGUUUAGUAAGGGAGUCAUCCAGAGACAGUAGGAGAGUGGCACAGGUUGCUCGUCAGCUCAUAGCUUUGUCCAGAAAAAGAUGGUGAACAAGUUGCUUCCUGACCAAUCCAAGGAACAUGUGGGGGGACCUUUGGAGGAAGGCAUAUAGACUGUUUCGGAUGUUCAGGACUGCGACUGAUUGAUGCUGAGAUUAUGGUUUCAACUGUUGCUGCCAGGUAUUGCGUAAAGUAGGCAUGCAUGUCUGUACCAUUACUGCAGGAGCCUUCAAGGGAAUAUUUGAAAGACUGACCGCACAAGAAUCAUAGGAUAUGAUUCUAUUUAUGAUAGUUCAUGCAGUAUAUUAUGUUUUGUUUAUUUCUUUUUCCCCAAGAAUAGGCAUUGAGAGUCAAUUUACUGUGGGCAUCCCAUUUUACAAUUUCUUAUGAUUGGUAACUUUUACAUUAAAAAGCAACAGUAAUAUAUAUUGGAUUAAUUCAUGUAUUAGCUUGCAAAAAUCCUAUAUAUGUAUCUAUACCUUCUUGA